Metarhizium brunneum ARSEF 3297 is the source of this 2043-nucleotide messenger RNA. RefSeq names its product Spindle assembly checkpoint component mad1 (gene mad1). The record is from RefSeq and is a predicted model, not a curated record. Lineage: Eukaryota; Fungi; Ascomycota; Sordariomycetes; Hypocreales; Clavicipitaceae. Gene Ontology annotation, biological process: mitotic spindle assembly checkpoint signaling; attachment of mitotic spindle microtubules to kinetochore. Gene Ontology annotation, cellular component: mitotic spindle; nuclear envelope; kinetochore.
AUGGCUCCUCCAGAUGCUGACGAGUAUGAAAAAUAUCGCAAAGAAAUAGAAGCCCUCAAGGCAGAAAUUGGGACUUUGCAUUACCGUAUGCAAACCGCAGACCAAGAAAAGGAAAUUGCACUGUCUCAGCAGUCUAAUAAGUUGGAACAAGCUCGACGACGCGAGCAGGAGGAGCUGCAGCAAAGGCAGAUGGCUGAAGCAGACAAAGACAAAGCUGCUGGAUUAGUGGAGUCUGUCAAGGCCGAGAUGGACGAACUGCGAGAGCGAUCGCAAUCAGAUUACAAAGCUCUGGAGCGGAAGGCCCGUGAAGCACAGGACGAAGCUCGGCUGCUACAGGAACAGCUGGAUGACUUGUCAACAGCCAAGGACGAUGGAGCGAGAAUCGCUGAUAGGAAGAUGAAUGACAUGCAGAUGCAGAUAACCGCCCUCCAAACUUCUAUUGAAGAGUUGGAACAGGAGAGUCAAUCCAGAGAGGAGAAUGUUCAGCAAGCCCACUCUGUUGUCGCGGAGAAGGACUCCCAGAUUGCAAGGUUGGAGGCAGAUGUUCUUCGACUGAAAGCGCAAAGUGGAGAUGCAGAGACUAUGGAAAUUAUCAAGAGGGAGCUAUCCGAACAAGUCCAGCAUAUAAGGGCUCUGGAGGCUACCAACCGUGACCAAUUGAGCGAGCUGAAGCACCUCAGGGCCGUAAGCAAGGCUGUAGAGGUUGUGGAAGAGGAGAAGAGGUCACUGCAGCGGAAGCUGGAGUCUGCAGAGUCCCUUGAGGCGGAGCUGGCAGAAGCUAGGCUACAUCGACAACGGUUGGAAGACGAGCGCCUUGCCUGGGCAUCGUACCUAAAGCAUUCUUCAGAGGCAGGCGAUGAAUUUGAGUCCCCCGAAGCAAUGGCCAGAGCCUUGAUGGAAGAACGCCUGACAGCAGCUUCUUAUGUAGAACAAGUGGGAGCUAUGCGAGCAGAAGUGAGUGCUCGUGAAAACUCAAUUCAAUUACUGCAGGUGGAAGUCGGGCAGCUGAAAGAUCAGUUGGAGAAUGCGAAGGCAUCAGCUGGCAUGCUAUCCACAGAUAAGGCACGCCAGCGCAUCGAUCGACAACGCAUUCUAGCUGUUAAAGAGGCCGAGUAUUUGCGAGCGCAAAUUAAAGCUUUAGAUGAUGAGGACCAAACUAUGCAGCCCGAGAAAUACGACGAGACACGAGUAGCGCGAAUUCAAGAACUAGAAAACCUUGUUGAGCAGUACAAGGCCGAGGUUCAAAACCUUCACGCUGAACUGUCGUCUUUGGAGCCAGCUACGGGCGCCGCAACACCACAACCCUUAUCAGGAACUAAACGCUCUCGACCGGAAGAUGAUGACGCACAGGAGCAGCUCGGCCAGCUGACGCGGAAAAAUAGGAAGCUCCAAGAAGACAUCACUGGGCUACAAACAAAGGUCACCAUGUUGGAAAAAGAUCUCUCCACAAGCAAGGAACAACUGUCCGCUGCGAAGGAGCGCAAUUCAACAAGAGUCUUGUCGCUGAGAUCAAACCCAACCUCGGACCAUGAAGCUAUCAAACGCAGUACCCUGGAGGCGCUCAAAAAAGAGAACUCGGACCUCUUGUUGCAACUUCGAUCCAAGCACUCCAACCCGGCAGUAGCUGUCAUCCCAACAUCGGUCCUUGGUGCGAUGGAGAGAGAGAUUGCCGCAGCCAAGGCUGAAACGGCUUCAGCCCAAAAAUCAGCCAGACGACUCAAGGAAGUUUGGGCUUCCAAAUCCCAAGAAUUCAAAGAAGCCAUCUUUUCUACGUUGGGAUGGACCGUCACAUUCAUUCCUAAUGGUAAGAUGAGAGUCGAAAGCACCUUCUUUCCGUCACAGACUGACGAGCACGAGAACUCCAUCGUCUUUGACGGCGAGCGAGGCACGAUGAAGGUCGGCGGCGGUCCUAAGAGUCCAUUUGCCAGAAGAAUAGGCGAUCAAAUAGGAUUUUGGGUCAGGGAGAAAGGCUGCAUCCCAGGGUUUCUGGCGGCGCUAACAUUGGAAUUUUACGAAGAACAUACAAGAGCAUCACGGGGUUGA